This is a messenger RNA of Solea senegalensis (Senegalese sole), 3469 nucleotides long. It is a transcript of the gene napepld, whose product is annotated as N-acyl phosphatidylethanolamine phospholipase D. Gene Ontology annotation, molecular function: N-acylphosphatidylethanolamine-specific phospholipase D activity; zinc ion binding. Gene Ontology annotation, cellular component: cytoplasm; membrane-bounded organelle. Lineage: Eukaryota; Metazoa; Chordata; Actinopteri; Pleuronectiformes; Soleidae. The transcript has 10 exons. Gene Ontology annotation, biological process: N-acylphosphatidylethanolamine metabolic process; N-acylethanolamine metabolic process. Bases 598 to 1941 code for a protein of 447 amino acids. The record is from RefSeq and is a predicted model, not a curated record.
UUUUUAUUAUUAUUUGCCACCUCUACACUGGGCAAAAAAACCCUAAAUGGAAGAUUUUAAGCUACUGGACCAUGUCUUUAUAAGAUUUACCCACAUUGUAAAUAGUGUUUUAGUUUUAUUGGACAAGAGCUGAAAUGAAAACUGACUUUUUCUAAUUCAAAACCCCCAUAAAAAUAGGGCUGCAUUAUCCUAUAGUAAAAUAUCUAAAAAGGUACAAUUAUGUAAUAAAUAUAAAUGUUUGACAACUGUUAUUUUGAUGAUGUGCUACAGGAAUUAAUGAGAUUACUGAGCGAAGGAAAAAAAACUGAAUUUAAAAUAUUCUGUAAUUAUUAAACCUUCAAAGUAAGACUUAAGUAAAGGGAAGUUACAGAUUUCCAAGAUGUCUGUGAAGGUAGUCCCAACCGUGUCAUAACCAUAACCACCGAAUGGGGGCGCUGCAGGUGCAAGACACAACUGAGAAAACAGCUCGAAAGGGAAACGGAAUUAAACGCAGCACCAACAAGUUACUUCCCGCGCUCAUGUGGCGUGUUCUACCUCUGGAUUGUUAUGUAUUUUAAAACUUAAACAAGCAAAUAUGGUCAAAUACAAACAGUUGAAAUGGAAAAUGUACUUUUUAAGUCCACGUGUUUGUUGCACACGGGUGUUUUUAUGUGUCGUAAGCGCUUGGUGAGAUUUAGUAAAUCCCUCCUCCAGGUGUUUUUCAUCAGCAGCAGGAGGCGCUACUCAAGGUGUGGUGGUGUGCCCAUGGAGAAGCCAUCCUCUUCAGGCAGAGCAGCGCUGGAGGAGAGAACAGGCCUGGUGGAGGAUGUUGAAGUGCUAAGAGGAGCUGAGGGCGGAGAGCCGGCUCGUCGGACCUCAAGGAAGAACAGCUCCUCCCGCAAGAGCUUCCGCCUGGAUUAUCGGCUGGAGGAAGAAGUGACCAAGUCCUGUCAAGACAAAUAUGGCCGCUGGAUCAAUCCCUGGCCCACAUGGCGCUUUCCCUCCUACGCGACGAUGCUCAAGUUCUUCUUGUGGGAUAAAAAUCACAGCAAUGUGCCAACUAAUAAAGAAGUCCUGGACUCUGAGCUCCCAGUGAUGGAACCAUUCUUUGUCCAGAAGCGAGACCUGUCUGACUCUAAUCCAGGUCUGAGAGUCACCUGGCUCGGUCACUCCACAGUCCUGGUUGAAAUGGAUGGAUUGAAUAUUCUGACAGACCCCAUCUUCAGCCAGAGGGCCUCGCCUGUCCAGUUCAUGGGACCUAAAAGGUUCAGAGGGCCUCCCUGCACUGUAGAACAGCUGCCCAGGAUCGACGCCGUUGUCAUCAGUCAUUCUCAUUAUGACCACCUGGACGCUGGAUCUGUGGCAAGCCUCAAUGCACGUUUCGGAGGGGAGCUACGCUGGUUCGUGCCCCUGGGUUUGAUGGACUGGCUGAUGAAAAUGGGCUGUGAGAAUGUGAUGGAGCUGGACUGGUGGGAGGAGAACUGCGUCCCGGGUCACGACGAGGUCACGUUUGUCUGUACGCCAUCUCAGCACUGGAGCAAGCGCACAGCUCUGGAUGACAACAAGUCUUUAUGGGGCAGCUGGACAGUUUUGGGGCCAGACCAUCGAUUCUUCUUCGGUGGUGAUACUGGCUACUGCUCCAGCUUCCAGGAGAUAGGACAACGUUUUGGACCAUUCGACCUCGCAGCAAUACCUAUCGGAGCGUACUUACCCAGGGACGUGAUGAAGGGCCAGCAUGUCGACCCAGAGGAGGCUGUUCAGAUUCACCAGGACCUUCAGGCUAAACAGUCUUUGGCCAUUCAUUGGGGAACCUUUGCACUUGCCUAUGAGCACUACUUGGAGCCGCCGGUUCGUCUCAGAGAGGCUCUGGAACAGAAAGGACUGAAUCCAAAAUCCUUCUUCACAUUGCAUCACGGAGAGUCUCGCCUCCUAACAUCUCAGGAAGGCGAUGUCUUCGAGUAAUCGUCAGUCCCUCCUGGUAGGAGGAUAUAUUGUAGAUUUGCAUCUGUAACAGAGUGAAGAACAUUUUUGUAGAUGGACUGUAGUCAAUUAAUUAUGACAUACAAAUGUAUACAGUUGAUCUAAGGGGAGUAAAAAGUAAAAAAAAUAUUCAAUAAUGUUUCCAUACUAAAUGUUUGCCCUGUCAUCACAUUGUCACUGAGGGAUUCACAAUAAUAAAGAAAAAAGGUUUCUUAAUUCUGGCAAAUAUUAGCUGGGCUAGUGUUGUAUGUACAGAAGAAAAGGUUUAAGUAGAUUAUCAUAAAGGACUCCUGCCUUUUAUUAAGUUGUAGUGGUUAUAACUCAGAACACUUUCUUACAUCUUGGCAAUUAUUUCAAUAGCUUUUGUUGUUUGCAUACUGAACAGACAAAACUUGCAGCCCAAGGCUGGAUCAAAGUAGCAAACACUGAAAUAUUAAAAAUAAACAAUUAAAUAUGUGCCUCUACCUUUGGUUUGUGGAAACUAAAAUGUGAACAGGUUUCUUUGUUUUGACCACAGCUGCAACUAAUCUGUUAUUUUCUCGAUUAAUCGAGUAAUCGUUUGGUUCAUAAAAUGUGUAAGAAAUAUUGAUCAGUGUUUGUAAAACCUGUUUUCUUCCACAAACCAAAAUGAUUCAGUCUUAAUGAUUUCUUUGUUAUAUGGAGCAAAGAAACCAGAAAAUAUUCACAUUUAAGGAGCUGAAACAAUCAGAAAUCUUGUUUUAAUAAUGAAAAAAGCUUCAAACCAAUUAAUCGAUUAUCAAAAUAGUUGAUUAAUAAUCGAGUAAUCGUUUCAGCUCUAGUUUUGACCAAUGGCACUUUUCCACUACAUAGCAUGGCACAGCUCUACUCUACACAGUUUGGUUUGUUUACCUCCUACCACCAGAUACUUGAAAAAGUAACGGGUCAAAAAAAUACAUGUGUUGAGCCAUGCUUGGACUAUGUAGUGGACAUAACAGUCAUAAGUUAACAGACUAUAGUUACUAUAGUAACCAAUGCUCUUAAAAGAUGAAUAUGAAUGUAGGAUUGAAUAACAAACCUUCAUGAUGACGCUAGAGAGGAGGCUCAUUCUCACACAGCUGGACACAACUUCUUGAUCUGUUACAAAGAAGAAGAAGAAAACAUUAGAAAGUUUUGUGAUUACAUAUCUUUUUUGCUGAAUGUACUCAGACCACCAUUAAACUAGAAACUAAAAAUUGUGAAAUAAACCGAGUGACUGCGUACGAUGCAGCUGAAGUGUCAUCAGUACACUUGAGUUGAGCUGGGAUGGAGGACGUGCUUUUAAUUCUCUGAAACCACAUCUGCUCAUCAACACAUGCUUCAGGGCACCAGUGGGUUCAUGUUAGUGCUGAUAGGUUUUUUUUUAAAUCUUUUUACUGUUUUACCUUUUAAAGCCAGUCUACCAGACCAGAUACUUCACAAUGCUGACUUUGAUGUUGUGAUCAAUCAUCAGGGCUUACUGUGGUUUUACUAUGUCACUCAAUUUCUCAUUAAAUGCAUAUUGCAUUUCAAA